UUGGUCGAAAUUGACGCUUCAAUGAGCGAUGUUCACCUAUAGGUGAAUAUUGGAUUUUUUCGCAAAAUGGCGUCGUCCGCGAGUCGUUUUGUUGAAAUGUCAGAGGAAGAAAUUUCAGAAUUAAAAGAAAAUGCAAUCCCCCAAAAAAAACACAACAGGCAACAAAAUUUGGAUUAAACCUUUUUACUGGUAGGUUUUGUUUACAAGCAUUGUCUAAAACUACUUAUGUAUCGUUUUACGUCAAAACAGUCUGAAAUUUGUAGGAUUUCGCCGGGUUUGUUUACAUUUUACUCGAUACAUUUUUUGACAUCRACAGAAUGGUUYCAACAGCAGUYAGAAUUCACUGUCAGCUUUGAAGAUAUGGACACAACUCAAUUAAACAAGUGUCUAUCAAAGUUUUACGUUUCCAUAAGGAAGAAAGAUGGGAAUUAAUACAAGAAGACAACUUUGCUGUCGAUCCGAGCGGCCCUCGACCGUCAUCUUCAAUCUCCUCCACAUAACAAAAGAUUCAGUAUCUGUGACAACCACACGUUUAGCGAGGCGAAUAAAACAUUGAACUCAUACCUCAAGCAUCUUAGUGGCACUGGGAAAAUAGCAGGUACAGUCCRCAAGAAUCCAUUGACAAGUGAAAUAAUCCAGACUCUCUACAACAAAGGUGAGCUUGUCGACUCGUCAACACGCGACCCGCGAGUUCUCCUUCAAACCGUUUGGUUUUUCAUAUCGUUGUUCUUUGGUAAGCGGGGUUGAGAAAACCAGGCAGAAAUGAAAAAAUCCAUGCUUCGUCUACAGAAAAGCCACAAUGGAGAAGAAUACUUUGAACUGAAUAGAAGCGAGCCCGGAACAGUUCUUAUAAGCAAAAACCACACAGGCGGCCUUGAAGGGACGGAGGAUCACUCCGACGGAAAGAUAUUUGCGCAACAAGGGUCUCGAGGAAGUCCUGUUGAAGUAAUAAAGUGCUUCUAAUCCCAUCUCAAUCCAGAUAUCAAUGCUCUUUUCCAAAGGCCGAAGCAAAGUUCAACCAAGUUCAACCCAGAGAGCAACAUGGUUUGGUUUGACGCUCGUAAACUUGGUCACAACAUGCUGGAGAAUAUGCUUAAAAACAUGACGAUGGCGGCAGAAAUUACACCAUACCUGACAAACCAUUCUCUCCGGGCUACUAUUGUAACAGUCUUAUCAUCCAAGAAUAUCGAGACCCGUAGAAUAAAGGCAAUAACUGGACACAGAUCUGACACAAGCAUCGAAAGCUACUGUAGCCGUCCAACCUUGAACCAGUUCAAAGAAAUGUCAACAGUUCUAACGUCGGAAUCGCCGCUCGAUACCAGCGCAUGUGUCAAUGGACAUUCACCUUUGUGGAAAACGCCACCGUAG
This is a messenger RNA of Exaiptasia diaphana, 1368 nucleotides long. RefSeq lists its product as uncharacterized. NCBI's taxonomy places the organism in Eukaryota, Metazoa, Cnidaria, Anthozoa, Actiniaria, Aiptasiidae. The record is from RefSeq and is a predicted model, not a curated record. Gene Ontology annotation, biological process: DNA integration; DNA recombination. The transcript is spliced from 3 exons. Gene Ontology annotation, molecular function: DNA binding.